ACCCCAACUCCCCGAUCACCCGCUGAGUCGCUGACCCACCCAUUCCCCAGGUCGCAUCCUUCCUUCCACGCAGCCACCCGUCAAUCCGCGGGGCCAAAUCGGAGAGGAGGGAGAGCGAAAAAUGAUGCUGCGCCACGCCGCCCGCCGCCUGGCCUCCCGCGCCGCCGCGGCCCGACGGGCGCUCUCCACGGCGGGGGUGCCCGCGCAGGCGUCGGAGGACUCCACGUUCGUGGAGGCCUGGAAGAAGGUGGCCCCCAACAUCGAGGCCCCCAAGACGCCCAUGUCCCUGAUGCAGCCGCGCCCGCCCACGCCGGCCGCCAUCCCCACCAAGCUCACCGUCAACUUCGUCCUCCCCUACAAGUCCGAGAUCGCCAACAAGGAGGUUGACAUGGUAAUUGUACCAGCUACAACUGGUCAGAUGGGUGUUUUGCCAGGCCAUGUUUCCACAAUCGCAGAACUCAAGCCUGGUGUUAUGUCGGUACAUGAGGGAAAUGAUGUGACCAAGUACUUUGUGAGCAGUGGCUUUGCAUUCGUCCAUGCAAACUCCAUCGCUGAUAUUGUGGCUGUUGAGGCUGUCCCUCUCGAUCAGAUUGACCCAAGCUUGGUCCAGAAGGGUCUCACUGAAUUCACCGCUAAGCUUGGAUCAGCAUCAACUGACUUGGAGAAGGCUGAGGCUCAGAUCGGAGUCGAUGUUCACAGUGCGCUUAAUGCUGCAUUGACCGGUUAAUUGAUGACAUCUUAAACUGUCUCGUAUUUUGCAUCUUCAUUUUUAGAAUGUGAGUUGAAGUUUGCAAACCCAUGGACUUGGGAUGAAGAGAAUGAUCUUAAUAAAUUAUACUCCAUCUCAAACACAGACAUCCGUUUCUUCUUUUACUUGUAUCCUGCAUGGAUAUCUUUUUGUACCAGUGAAUAUUUGUCUGUGAGCUCCAAGACCUAGUGCUGCUUUCUGUUUUCA
Phragmites australis (common reed) is the source of this 955-nucleotide messenger RNA. Its product is annotated as ATP synthase subunit delta', mitochondrial-like. The record is from RefSeq and is a predicted model, not a curated record. Gene Ontology annotation, biological process: proton motive force-driven ATP synthesis. Lineage: Eukaryota; Viridiplantae; Streptophyta; Magnoliopsida; Poales; Poaceae. The coding region runs from base 122 to 727 and encodes 201 amino acids. The transcript is spliced from 2 exons. Gene Ontology annotation, molecular function: proton-transporting ATP synthase activity, rotational mechanism.